Messenger RNA from Paramuricea clavata, 11123 nucleotides. Lineage: Eukaryota; Metazoa; Cnidaria; Anthozoa; Malacalcyonacea; Plexauridae. The record is from the annotation of a GenBank genome assembly.
AUGGCGGCUCGUUGCUCGACCUUUAUAACAACACUUCUUUUUUCAACGUUUGUCUAUCAAAUUUCUAACUCGCUGCCUGUAGCUUACCAGGACGAUACUACCAAUUCUGAUCCUAAUAUUUCGGUGCGCGAUGAAACUUUGACAGAAAAAAAAUAUAAUAAAAUUUGUGUUACUCUACAGUGCAUGAGAGUGUCUGCGCAUAUAAAAGCAGCGAUAAAUGAAGAGGUGAAGCCGUGCGAUGAUUUUUACGACUAUGCUUGUGGACAAUGGAUGAAAAAGAACCCGAUACCUAAAGGAAAACAUAAAAUUUCAGCCAUCACUGAACUCAGGGACAAAAAUAACGAAAUUAUGCAAGAAGCUUUGGUCAGUAAUGAUUCUCUAAAUAACCUUUCACCUAUAAAAAAAGUUCGGACUUUUUUCCAAUCUUGUCUCAAUGUUGAGGCGAUCGACAAGCUUGGAAACGAGCCUAUCAGAAAGUAUAUUAAAGAUUUGAAUUCAUGGGCGGUUGAUAAAAAGAUCGGCUGGAAAUCUGGAAAGUGGGAUGUUUUUGAGACUUUAAAGAAAAUUCAAAAGGAAUAUACGUCUACUCAAUUGUUCUUUUCCAUCGAGAGUGUUCCUGAUCCAUUGUCAUCGAGGAACGGAACAGCCAGGCAGAAUAUAUUGAUGGUAUUUAGUCCCGCUGUUGAUUAAAUUAAUGACUAAGUGCAUGUGCCUUUCUCACCUCUGUGGCAGCGAUCACAUUUCUCAUUUCUCAAUUUCUGUCAUAUGCAGUUGUCUGAUUGUAUUUUCCACUCCAAUCGCAUGUGAGAAGAGUGCAUCCAGUUUGAGUCCACCACAGCUAAUGCAGCUAUUCUCGCUUUUCUCCUGUACUGACACUGGAUCAAUAAGAGUUGAUCCUUACCGGCUGGACCUGUCCUCUAAGGAGCAAGGCCUUUCAAAGGGGAGGGGGUGCAAAGGGGGCAAUUUGACCCAGGCAAAAUAUAAGUAAUGGUGUGAGAAAAAAUUUCUAGACCUACAUUUUACAGAUAUUGGUCCAAACAAAUUGGUUUUACCGAUGUUUUAACAGGAAUUUGUCCGGGAAAAUUUUGUUGAACCUUAAUUUUUACUGCUGUAAAAUUUUUGGGAAAAAUAAGCGCCCCGAAAUAAAAAUUUGCCCUAGAACAGUUUAGGACUGAUACAGCUAUCCAGUAUAAACAAAGUUAGUUUAAUUUAGGUUUUCUCCUGUAGUUACACUGGAUCAAUAAGAGAGGAUCCUUACUGGGCGGCCUCUAGGGAGAACAGUUUAGAACUGAGCUGUCCAGUAAAUAAAGUUAGCUUAGUUUAAUAAUAUCUGAAAGGUUCUCACAUUCAUCUAUUUUUCUAGAUAGAUAGGGCGCCAUUAGAUCUUCGUCCUGAACUUUUCUUUGGCAGUCCAAAGGUAGGGAAGUGUCUUCAACUUAACAAAUAUUGCAUGCUUGUUGUUUUCUCAAAGUUACGUAGAAAUGGUUUAGUCGUACAGCAUUCAGAUUAACUUUUGUAGUCAAAAAGCGGUGGCGAUCUGUUUCCAAAAAAGUGCAAAUUGCAUUUUAUGGAGACGAAGAGGCAGAACACUCAGUUCUGUGAAGUAGAGAAGGCCAAGUCGCAUGUAUGCAAGGGACAAUGGGCCAAAACGAAUAUCGAGUGAGUCCGUCAGUGGGCUAAGAAAUGGGUCGAAUAAGUGGGUAAAUACCGCAAAGGUGGACAAAAGUGUUCCCAGUUAUGCUAAUGAGGCAUCUUAUAAAAGAUAAAAACAAAUUGACUCAUUCUCUAAGAGUUGCUAAACGCAUUUACUAUAUAUGACAAACAAUUAGAGUAUUUCAAGGCAAAUAUUAAAAUAAGUUGGCAAAUAUUGAAUGAAGUCAUUAAUAAGAAAAAAAAACACACCUGUAAAUGGAUCUAUUCCCUAAUGAACAAAAUUUUGAUAUAGACAACUCCAGACAAACAUUUUAUCACGGCUUGAAAGAACAAUUUUAUCACGGCUUGAAAGAGCAUUACAAAAUUAGUAAUAUUCCAAAGUUUCGUUGCAAAAUGUUGUAAAAUGCGGAUAAUAUAGCCCUGCGAAGUUUGCCGUUUUUCAGUCAUUUUGUAUUACACACGGGAAAUUGUAUCUCACCUUUUUUCACAAAGCGAUAUCAAUUUCCCGCACUUAGUGGCUGAAAAGUUAAUUACCUUUCCAAUCCAUUGCAAUUUGUUCAAUAUAAUAAUACAUCCUUGGUCCAACUCCUAUUUCUCCUUUGCAUCAACAAUCUAGGCAAUGUUUCUAAUAUUUUAGAAUUGAUUGUUUAAUAUAUAUAAUUGCGAGUUUGAAAGGUUAUCUGAGUGGUUCAAGGCUAACAAUUUGUCGAUAAAUAUUAGGAAAUCUAAUUAUAUGAUCUUUAAACCACGACAAAAAAGAAUGUAUAAUGAAUUAAUUAUUUAUCUAUAAUGAUAAAUGGUUGUGUAAUUGAUAGGGUUAUAAAUAGAUUGUUUUCCUUGAUGUUCUCCUAGAUGAACAUAUUUAUUGGAAACCUCAUGUUUCUUCUUUCAAAAUCUUCUUUAUGUAAAUUAUAUUAUUCCCUAAUUUAUCUCUUUUUACAGUAUUUACUAUAUUGUAUCACUGUCGGGGGUUCUACUAGUUAUACCUUUCAAAUUUAAAACGUAUUAUUUUGCUUCAAAAGCGUAUGAGAAUUUUGAUGUAAUACACACCUUUCUGUAGGACAAAUCAGUCAGAGAAUUUACAGCUAUCUUUCAAGCUCUGAAGUUUUUUAAUACUUUGGAUGGUGACAUUCGUGAUGUGCCAAGUGUUUCCUUAUUCAAGUCUAGAUUAAUUUAAAGCAUUUUUUGUUUUUGUUUUAAAUAAAUAUAGUCUCGAUAAUGAACAUCAUAUCGAUCGCUAUUUACUCCUGAUUUGAUAAUUCCUUGCUUAAUUAAUAAUUCUCCUAUUAGAUGAAUAUGUGAUCAGUGUGAUUUCCUUCUACUCAUUGUAAUUAAAAUAAUUUUUGUAAUUAUUUAAAUUAAUUAAUUAAUUUAUUUUAUGAUUGAUUGCCUCAAGGUCUACCUGCUUUAUAUGUAUUAACAAAGGCGCCCAAUGUAAAUAAGUCGUUAUCAGUUUUAUUCAUUCUGUGUACUGUAUUUUUUUGUUAAUCAUUGGAGAAGAAAUUGAUUUGAUUUGACUUGAUUUGAAAUAGAGAUCAUUUUUGGAAUCGUAAGGGAGUGUUCAUUAUUUAUGGUUUGAGGGAGGGGGGCUCGCUCUCGAUAUCUACGUGAUCCCCCUCUGGCAACAGCAAAACUUACAUGACCCCCCCUCCCAAAAAAAAGACCAAAAACAUUUGUGGCCCCCCUAUUUUAUAUAAAAUACAGUACAAUUGUAUAAAUAUGGUAUGUACAAUAUCAGUUAACCAAUUAAAAAGUUUAUUUUAUGCAACAUGAGCUUCACCUCUGAAUUUACUAUACCUGUAUGAGUAAAUUCUUAAACACGUCCGAAUUUAUCAUUAUGAUAAAUUCGCGGCACAUUUUGAAUUUAUCAAUAGAGUUAAUCAUAAAACCACAAGCAUUAGACAAGACUUCUCGUUAUAAAUGUAAUGGCACUAAAAGGGAGGCUGGUCACGCUGGGGGUAAAAAUCCAAAAAGUUUAAAAAGUUAGGGUCUUCUGUGGUUAGGGGUUAGUGGUUGGGGUUAGGGUUAGUGUUAGGUGCCGCGAAUUUAUUAUUAUGAUAAAUUCAAAAUGUGCUGCGAAUUUAUCAUAAUGAUAAAUUCGGACGUGUUUAAGAAUUUAAUCAUAUAGUAAAUUCAAAGGUGGAGCAGUCAUGCUGAUUUUAUGACGUUAGUAAUAUUGCAAAAGCUCCUGUAAGUAAACUUGUAGCCAUGUAAUAAUUCAAAAUUUUCAUGUUAUAAAAUAACAUAUUUAAAAGAGGUCAAAACAUUGCCAGAACUAAAACUUUCAUGAUACCCCAUCUGUUACUCCCAAGCUCUGGUGACCCCCCAAAACAAAAUUUUUUGCCCCCUAUGAUAUCAGGCCUCCUCCCCCCAAAACCAUACAUAAUGAACACUCCCUAACCAUACUAUAUGAGUCAUAACUUGCAUAUUUUGUUUUUCUGUUUUAGGCAGUUCGACUAUUGUAUUACUAUAUGAGCAAAGUGACCAAUUUGACUGGAGUUGACAUGAGUUAUGCCAAAAAAUCGAUGAAAGACGUCAUUAGAUUUGAGAUUGGGCUUGCCCAGGUAAAAUAUGUUGAUUGCAAAAAAUUACUCAAAUUUAUGAGAAAAUUGACUUAGUAAAAUACAUCUUUAGUAAAAAAAUUGAGUAAAUGUGCUUAUAAAUUUGAGGAAUUUUACUCACAAUUUUGAGUCACAGCAGUGGGUGAAAUUUUUUAAUUAAAUACUCAUGCCUCCAGGACUUUUUGCAGUGCGUGAGUUCACUCUUUGUGUAUCUAUGCCUUUAGCUAACUUCAGGGAAAAUGGGAAAGCGUUAUGCUCGUGUGUCUAUCAAAAAACUGGAGCAAACCUUACCUCAGGUAAGUUCACAUGAAAGGAGGAUGAAGAACUGGAUGGUGAACUAAUUAAAUCACUCAUGCAUGUCCUAGGGUAGCUGCAUACCUGUGUAAGAUAUGUAGCCUGCUCACAGACGUUGUAGUUCUUACGCCAAGCGACGAAAUACUACAACGUCUGUGAGCAGGCUAUAAGAUAUGCAGCUUGUUAUAGUGAACGAAUAAUGUACUAAGAGUGUCGACGAUGACAGCAAACAUCAACGACAAUAUCGAUAAAAUUUUAUUUUUGAAAAUAGUUUCCAUGGUUUGAUCAUCUUCAAAGUCUCGUUGCUCCCAACAAACUCACGCGAAAAGAUCCAAUUGUAGUUCUGGCGACAAAAUAUCUACCGACGCUGUUCAAAUUACUCAAGAAAACUGAUAAAAAGUUUGUAUAUUUUAUUUAUCAAUGCGUCCUAAUAUCAUGCCUGUCUUAGUUAAGCGAGGACGAAAAUUGGCAAACGAGAGUUCUACAUGAGAGCUUUCUCAACUCUCAUGCCCCGAUCAAACGCGAACAAAAGUUGCGUGAGAGUUGAUGAGAGUUGAUUUGAUAUUACUGCGCACCUAGCAAGAACACUCAUCAACUUUCAUCAACAUUUUGAACCAGUUCAAAGUGGAUGAGAGUUGCAUGAGAUGUCAAAAUUAUGUCAAACGCGAGCGAGAGUUACAACUCAUCAACUCUCAUCAACUCUUUCAUAAUUAGUUAAUUUUACAUUCUACAUUCUCAGAGUUCUUUCCAACUUUAUGGUGUGGCGAAUGAUCAAAAGUUAUAUUCCAUUGCUGAGCAAUGACUUUCGUAAAUUGUACACUCGGUUGAAAGGCAAGACAGAGUCGCGGGCAGAAACAUGUUAUUCAUAUACCAGUAACCGACUCAGUAAUUUACUGGGAGCACUGUUUAUCAGGAAACGUUUCUCUGCCAAAGUGAAGACAGAUGUGAGUAUCUGGGCCACUACUGGGUUCCCUGCUUGCAGAGGUCUCUAUUUGUGCUGGGAAGCGAAGAAGAGACCUCGGCCACAGAGUAUAUCUUUACUCUGAGCCUCUGCCUAUAUACUUCCUCUGUGCCUCUGCCUAGAUCUGACACGUUUUCUGUCGCGCAUGUGCAAAAAUUGCCAUGACAACGAGUGAUGUUCACCACGUGAUAUCAAACCGGUUUGGAUAAUUCAAACUUGGUAAUUCAAAAACUUACCGUAAUUUGAAGGCAAACAAAUGUAUCUCGGCCCGAUAAAAUAGAAAAGAUUGCUUUCUUUUGUUCUUCUGUCACUGCGUUCACAGUUUCAUCUUUGAAAAUAUAAAUUACAUAACUUAGAGCACUUCAAACAACAUGAAAAACCUCGAAAUGACCAUAGGUCUCCCGUGUAUAUAUCCCCAAGGUUGGCAACUAAAUACAAAUUUAAAACUGUAUACAAAAACUUAAUGACGAAAAAACUCGUACAUAAAUUAAACAUCGAAAUUCACUUAAAAACUAACUCACUAUGGUAAGAAAUAACUGUAAUUCUUCUACAUUGUGUUUUCUUGUUCUCUCAUCACUUUAAAACGAGUUAAUUUUGCGAAAAUUCCGAGGAAAAUGGCUCAAUUUGGUCAAAACUAUGCGGGAUGACUGCUCCCGGCGUUACGUCACAAAAUAAAGCUCUCUGAUUUGCUGAAAAUGUUUAAAAUUUCAAAAAAACUCUCCUAUUGGCUGGCUGAAAUUUCCCAGCGAAUCAGAGAGCUUUAUUUUGUGACGUAACGCCGGGAGCCAUCAUCCCGCAUAGUUUUGAUCAAAUUGAGUUACGAAUUUGAUGAAUUUUCCUCGGAAUUUUCGCAAAAUUAACUCGUUUUAAAGUGAUGAGAGAACAAGAAAACACAAUGUAGAAGAAUUACAGUUAUUUCUUACCAUAGUGAGUUAGUUUUUUAAGUGAAUUUCGAUGUUUAUGUACGAGUUUUUUCGUCAUUAAGUUUUUGUAUACAGUUUUAAAUUUGUAUUUAGUUGCCAACCUUGGGGAUACACGGCAAAAAACGCCGAGACCGUUGCUCAACAGGACUGGACAAUGUUUUGCUGCCCACGUUGUUCACACUUGUCAACAAUAUUGAACAAUGCUGUUGAGCCUGAAUCGGGUGUAACAAUAUUGUUCAAUGUUGUUGACAGCUAUGAACAGUGUGGGCAGCAAAACAUUGUUCAAUCCUGUUUUCAUCAGUAUUGCAUAACCUGAGCGUUUUAUGCCGUGUAUAUAUUACAUAAUGACACAACGCUAUUGUGAUGUUACACGUACUUCAUGUAAUACAAAUUAUAGAGGUUUUACUGUACAUUGAAGCAUUGCAUGUCAAAGCAUUGCAUUUUAAGGCAAAUUGUAUGGAUUUUUAAAUUGUAUGGAAAAUUGUAUGGAAAAUAAAAGACCUUUUCGGGAGACCUAUGGAAAUGACAACGCUGUGCGAGCCGCCAUUUUGACACUACGGGCUCGAUGACAUUACAGCGUAAUUCAGCUCUGAGCAUGCACUAUUUGUUUCUCUAAACCGGUUUCAAAAUUUGUUUUACAAACUGGUUUGACUCGUCCACGAUCAUGGACUGAGGAAGUGUCAGAUCUAGGCAGAGGUCCUUCGCUUCCCAGCACAAAUAGAGACCUCUGCCAGCAGGGAAACUACUGGGUAGAACAGUUUAGAAUUGAUAAAGCUAGGCUUGUUUAAGUUUCUUCCUAUACUUAUUCUGGACCAAUAUUUGAAUAAAGGUUGGCAAUUUUACUUCACCCAGGGUGAACAUCUUUAGACAAAGAAAACUAUCCAUUGUGCACGACACUGAUCUAAAACACAAGCAGGAGUGCUUUAUCAGAUACUAUAGGGAGUUUACGAAUGUAAGACGGCGACGUCAGGACGACGGCUAUAGGGGUUUUAGGCGUUGUGCAAGCUCUGUUGACAACGGCAAAAUGCAUAUUUUCACGUCUUGUAUAGUACGCAGCACUUCACGCCGUGACAGGAAGUUUUUCUAGCAGAGUUGAUCAACAUGGCUCGGAGGCCGUUACAGCUCUGUUUUACUCGUUAGAAACUAUUUUAAAUUGAUACGAAAGUAAAUACAAGACAAAAUACAAGACAAGAUUUGCAUAUACAAUCAUUUAUUUCUUAAGGCAACUAACAACAUGUUUGAUACCUUCUUCCCUUCAUUCAUUUAUGUCUUGAGGCAACUAACAACAUGUUUGAUACCUUCUUCCCUUGUAAAUCAAUCAAAGUGUAUGAGGACGAUAAACCAUAUAUUCAAGGAAAUGUCAAGGAAAUGAUGCAUAAUAUUAAUCGCGAUAAAGCAUACCAACGUGGACAAGCCGAACGCUUUAAGUAUUUACGAAAUAAAAUUGUAUCUGAGAUUCGGAAAGAGAAAAAUAAAUUUUACGAUAAGAGAAUUAAACCGAUAAGAUAAGCAGCCAUAACCCAAAGCUAUGGUGGAAACAGACAAAGAAAGUUGUUGGAAUAAGCAGGAUUCAGUCUCUAUUAUAGAUCCGGAAACUGAAAAUCCACUAUAUACACGCGUAAAAAUCAUCAUGUUGAUGCAAGUUGUUCAAAACAGGAGCGAACAAUGUUGUGCUGCACCCCGUGAACAAUAUUGUUAACAAGUUGUUGAACCAUCAAUAUUGUUGCAACUUGUUGACAAUCAUGUUAACAAGUAGCAACAGUACUGAUGGUUGAACAACUUGUUAACAAUAUUGUUCACGGGGUGCAGCACAACAUUGUUCGCUCCUGUUUUGAACAACGCCGAACAAUAUGAUCAAUUUUUACCCGUGUACUGUAAGCGCAAAAGAGUCUGCUGAGUGUAUUAACACCUUUUUCACAGACCUAUAACUAAGAACUACCGAGAAGUAGCUGAUGAGUGGCUGACGAUUACAGCAGACGAGACCCUGCCUCAAAUAUCUGUGACGAAUCUCAUAAAGAAAUUAAAAGGCAUAGAUGCCAAUAAAGCACAUGGGCCAUUUGACCCCUUUUAAAGAUAAUAAAGUUAUUCGCUGAAUAUUUUGCAGUACCUUUAGUACAUAUUUUUAAUCAAUCCUUCCAAACUAUGAAAUUUCCGGAAGUUUGGAAAAUUUCUAACGUCUGUGUUAUCCCCAAAACUACCCCAUGUAAUAGAGUGGAGGAGUUAAGACCAAUUUCCCUUACUAGCGUACUCUCCAAAGUGCAAGAAUCGUAUGCUGUUGAAUCGAUCCUUGAGGACGUUCAAGAAGAAAUUAGUGAUUCUCAAUUUGGUGGCCUUGCGGGAUCUUCAGCUGUUUUGACGUUAGUGUAUUUGGUACAUAAUUGGUAUAAGAGCAUAGAAAACACGGGGAAAGUUGUAAGAAUCUCCUUUUUGGACUUUUGUAAAUCCUAUGAUUUGAUCAACGAUAACAUUUUGUCAGGAAAUUUUAUGAACAUUGGUGUGCGCGCCGUGCGCCCUUCGUUAAUAAGAUGGUUUGCGACGUAUUUACAAGGUAGACUACAAAUGUGUACGUGUAGAAACCACAAAUCAGAGUGUAAAAGUAUAAAAGGAGGGAUCCCACAAGGAAGUAAAUUGGGGGCCCUUGGCCUUCAUUAUAAUGAUUAACCAGCUGGCCAAUGUUGUUGAAACACCAAAUGAUGAUCAGAAUGGAGGUUCUGACCAAGACGACAUUGUUAUGUUUAUGGAUGACACUACUUUAUCCGAAGUGGUUGAUGUCACUAAUCAUGUAUCCGAAAAUGGUCAAAAUAAUAUUGAUAACAUAAUUCGGUUCACGGAAAAUGAGCAAAUGGAAUUGAACGCUAAGAAAUGCAAUGAAAUUGUAGUAGAUUUUAGAAAGAUUAAGACUGUAAUCCCUCCUGUCUGCAUUGGGUAACAACCUAUGUCUAGAGUGAAAACUUACAAGUUAUACACCCUUUUCAUAAAUGGCUGCCGAUUAAAAAUUCUUUGAUGUGCAUAUAAAUUGGCCCAACUAGCCUCGUAUGCAUGUUAGGAUUUCAAAGGAAUUUCUACCCAGAAACGAGGCUAGUUGGGCCAAUUUAUAUGCACAUAAAAGAAUUUUUAAUCGGCAGUCAUUUAUGAAAAGGGUGUAUUGGGACUCUGGAUAGACGAUGAUCUAAAUUGGGAAUCUAAUACAGAGUAUGUUAUUAAGAAAGCAACCAAACGUCUAUAUUUUUUGAAGGUUCUUAAGGGUUAUGGCUGUGUUAUCAGAGACCAUACGAUUUUAGGCGACGGCCGGAACAAACUCCUUCAAAUAAAUGGUAGUAAGGAUAGUUCGUCGUAUAUUAUCAAUCGUAUGAAUUUAAUACAGUUUUAGAAGUUGAAGACAUGGGUGUUAUGGUUGGGAAGAGUUCUGCUAAACCCAGUUUGAAGUUGCACUUGUUGUGGCUUGGAAUGCAGCCGUUGUAUCAAGACGUGAAAAUCUGUGAUUUAGCGUCGUAAACAGAGCGAGGACGAUGUCUAAAUUAUUUAUAUAUUGUAAUUACUCAAUUCUUUUCAAUGAUCUGUUGUAUUGGUAGCCGUUGCCGUCACGUUGCCGUCCUAAAAUCGUAAGGUCUCUAUAAUAAAACACGACGCGACAUCCGAGUGUCUUAUAUCCUGAUAAACCACGGACUGCGAGUGUUUUAAAUGGCUUAAAAAACGACUCAUCAUACGACCUAAGCAUAAGCCGAGAAACUAUAAAAGCUAACGUUUAUGUAAAUCAACAUGAUUUUUACCACAUUAUCACAACCAUCAACAACUGACGGUAGUGAUUCAUCUACAUAGAACAAGCUAGACAGAACUUUUUGCUAACUAUGGGAACUAUUCCACUAACAACCAUGGGAAAUAUCUUUGAAUAUCUUGCUACCACGAACUAUUAUUAUAUUUACCAAAGGUUGAAGAGAUGAUGAGUGAUAUUAUUGAGGCAUUCAAAGAUAAUGCACAAACUGAAACAUGGUUAAGUGGUAAAAGCAGAAAAGCUGUUGAACUAAAGGUAAGACCGGCGUUCACGACCCAUCGCACCGUUACUGAAAGUUUGACUGCGUGUGCGUGUCUCAUCAAAUGAAAAAUUAGACUCACUUUUUAAACUGUUGUUGCAGCUGAAAAACCUCCUAUCCAAAGUCGGUUACCCUGACUACUUGUGGAACGAAAAGGAUCUCACUUUGAAAUAUGAGAAUGUAAGAGAAUGUAAGAUUUUUGUGAAAAACGUUUUUGGUGGAACCAAGCAAUGUUUUGACAGGCUUCUCUUCGUGACUACUGCACCUGAAAAUCGUCUUGAAAUUAAUGCACGACGAAGACCUUGGUUGAAAAGGCUUUAUGUUUUUCAGCUAGAUACGACCGAAACAACAUUAUCAUGCAUUUGAGGAAUUUUAUCAUGUGACCAUUCUUUUUCUAGCUGGAUAUUCAGCCUGACCAAUGGUUCCAAAAUGUUGUGAAUUCUCACAAAUAUUUGAAUUUCAUGGAACUGCAUAAUGUUGGCAAGACCAUUGACAGAAAACAUGAGUAAGUAAAGUUUGUGUGAAAUAAAAAAAUGUUAUGCAAAUACGGUGUUCGCCUCUGGUGUAAGAAUUGCGUGCAUUACUGAAAUAAAAUUUACCGUGAAUUUUGAAUAAAGUUAUAUCUUUUGAUAGUUGGAAUACUGCUUCGCAGGUGGCCAACGCCUUCUAUGUUCGUACCAAGAAUGAAAUUGGUAGGUAA